Messenger RNA from Chlorocebus sabaeus (green monkey), 767 nucleotides. NCBI's taxonomy places the organism in Eukaryota, Metazoa, Chordata, Mammalia, Primates, Cercopithecidae. The record is from RefSeq and is a predicted model, not a curated record.
AUUAAAACUACUAAACACAGAUUACUACCAGCCCCCCCCACAAAAAACUCCAAUAAACAAACCCCCAAUAACCACUGACAACUAAAAUGAACGAAAAUUUAUUUGCCUUAUUUACAACUCCAACAAUUCUAAAUCAACCUGCUACAAUCCCCAUCAUCCUAUUCCCCGUGCUACUAAUCCCAACAUCCAAACACCUUAUUAACAAUCGACUAAUUACUAUUCAACAUAACCUAAUCCAACUCACUCUAAAGCAAAUAAUAACUAUCCACAAUGCUAAAGGACAGACCUGAUCUCUAAUACUAGUAUCCCUAAUCACCUUUAUCACUAUAACCAGCCUUCUAGGACUUCUACCCCACUCAUUUACACCUACCACUCAGCUAUCUAUAAAUCUAGCUAUAGCAAUCCCCCUGUGAGCGGGCACAGUGAUCACAGGUCUCCGCUUUAAGACCAAAAAUUCCUUAGCCCACCUCUUACCACAAGGUACACCGACACUACUUAUCCCCAUACUAGUUAUGAUCGAAACUAUUAGCCUACUCAUUCAACCAGUAGCCCUAGCCGUACGCCUAACUGCGAACAUCACAGCUGGCCACCUGCUAAUGCACUUGGUUGGAAGUGCUGUGCUAGCACUGCUAACUAUCAGCCCCCCCAUUGCCUUACUAACCUCCAUACUCCUAAUACUACUUACCGUCCUAGAAAUCGCAGUUGCCCUAAUCCAAGCCUACGUUUUUACGCUUCUGAUUAGCCUCUACUUGCAUAACAACACCUAA